GCGGGCUCACUGGAGCCGAGCGCGGCUCCGUGCGUUUCCAGGCGCUGCUCUCCAGUGUGCCGAGAACGCUUAGCCGCAGAGAACGCUGAGCUCGGAGCGCAGCAAGGAGGCGCGGCCUGGUCCUCGCGCUUGGGAGACAGAUGCGCCCGGGCGUCGGGGAAUGCGGACCUAAGCUCGGGUGAAGCUCUCGGGAAGGGCAAGACGGCGGCGACGAGAUGCGAGCGGAGGAGUCCUGCGCCCCCCAGUCCCCCAGUGCCCCGGGAGCCCAGCGCGCGCCGGGCCCCGAGCUGCGCCUGUCCAGCCAGCUGCUGCCGCAGCUCUAUACUUUCGUGGUGCGCGUGCUGUUCUACCUGGGACCUGUCUACCUGGCCGGCUACCUGGGGCUCAGCAUAACCUGGUUGCUGCUCGGCACCCUGCUGUGGAUGUGGUGGCGCAGGAACCGCCGUGGGAAGCUCGGGCGUCUGGCCGCCGCCUUCGAAUUCCUCGACAAUGAACGCGAGUUCAUCAGCCGCGAGCUCCGGGGCCUGCACCUGCCAGCCUGGAUCCACUUCCCGGACGUGGAGCGGGUCGAGUGGGCCAACAAGAUCAUCUCUCAGACCUGGCCCUACCUCAGCAUGAUCAUGGAAAGCAAGUUCCGGGAGAAACUUGAGCCCAAGAUCCGGGAGAAGAGCGUCCACCUGAGGACCUUUACCUUCACCAAGCUCUACUUUGGACAGAAGUGCCCCAGGGUCAACGGUGUCAAGGCACACACUAACAAGUGCAACCGAAGACGUGUGACGGUGGACCUGCAGAUAUGCUACGUCGGAGACUGUGAGAUCAGCGUGGAGCUGCAGAAGAUUCAGGCUGGUGUGAACGGGAUCCAGUUGCAGGGCACCCUGCGGGUCAUCCUGGAGCCCCUACUAGUGGACAAGCCCUUCGUGGGAGCCGUGACUGUGUUCUUCCUUCAGAAACCGCACCUGCAGAUCAACUGGACAGGCCUGACCAACCUGCUGGAUGCGCCGGGAAUCAAUGAGGUGUCAGACAGCCUGCUGGAGGACCUCAUUGCUGCCCACCUGGUGCUGCCCAACCGUGUGACUGUGCCUGUGAAGAAGGGGCUGGACCUGACCAACCUGCGCUUCCCUCUGCCCUGCGGGGUGAUCAGAGUGCACUUGCUGGAGGCAGAGAAGCUGGCCCAGAAGGACAACUUCCUGGGGCUCCGAGGCAAGUCAGAUCCCUACGCCAAGGUGAGCAUUGGCCUGCAGCAUUUCCGGAGUAGGACCAUCUACAGGAACCUGGAUCCCACCUGGAAUGAGGUGUUUGAGUUCAUGGUGUAUGAAGUCCCUGGGCAGGACCUGGAGGUAGACCUGUAUGAUGAGGAUACUGACAGGGAUGACUUCCUGGGCAGCCUGCAGAUCUGCCUUGGAGAUGUCAUGACCAACAGAGUGGUGGAUGAGUGGUUCGUCCUGAAUGACACAACCAGCGGGCGGCUGCACCUGCGGCUGGAGUGGCUUUCACUGCUCACUGACCAGGAACCUCUGACGGAGGAACAUGGUGGCCUUUCCACUGCCAUUCUCAUUGUCUUCUUGGAGAGUGCCUGCAACUUGCCGGUGAGUGGUGACAUGUCCAUAGUGUCACACACAUGCAACGAAAGUGCCCAUCACUUUCAAAUGGUCCUGUGUUGCUUUAACCCCAUUAUUCCUGUGCUGCAGAGAAACCCUUUUGACUACCUGAAUGGCGAAUAUCGAGCCAAAAAACUCUCCAGGUUUGCCAGAAACAAGGUCAGCAGAGACCCUUCUUCCUAUGUCAAACUAUCAGUAGGCAAGAAGACACAUACAAGUAAGACCUGUCCCCACAGCAAGGACCCUGUGUGGAGCCAGGUGUUCUCCUUCUUUGUGCACAGUGUGGCCACUGAGCAGCUCCAUCUGAAGGUGCUUGAUGAUGACCAGGAGUAUGCUCUGGGAAUGCUGGAGGUCCCCCUGUGCCAGAUCCUCCCCUAUGCUGACCUAACUCUUGAGCAGCGCUUUCAGCUGGACCACUCAGGCCUGGACAGCCUCAUCUCCAUGAGGCUGGUACUUCGGUUCCUUCGAGUGGAGGAACGAGAGCUGGGGAGCCCAUACACAGGACCUGAAGCCCUAAAGAAAGGCCCUCUGCUCAUCAAGAAGGUGGCUACCAACCCGGGUCCCAAAGCCUCACCUCAGGACGAAGGCCCUACAGAUUUGCCAUGUCCCCCAGACUCUGCUUCUGAAACUAAGGACACAACCAAGAUUACCACAACCACCACCAGUGCUACCACUGCUGCCACCGUUGCCACUGAGCCCACACCCCAAGAGACAGGCCCAGAGCCCAAAGGCAAGGACAGUGCCAAAAGGUUCUGUGAGCCCAUGGGGCAGAAGAAGAGUUCAACCACCAUCUUCCUGACUGUCCCAGGCCCCCACUCUCCAGGACCCAUCAAGUCACCCAGACCCAUGAAAUGCCCGUCUUCCCCAUUCCCAUGGCCGCCCAAGAGGCUGGCUCCCAGCAUGUCCUCGCUCAACUCCCUGGCCUCUUCCUGCUUUGACCUGGCAGAUAUCAGCCUCAACAUUGAAAGUGGGGACCUCAGGCGGCGGCAGCUGGGCGAGAUUCAGCUCACAGUGCGCUAUGUGUGUCUGCGGCGUUGCCUCCGCGUGCUCAUCAACGGCUGCAGAAACCUGACACCAUGUACCAGCAGUGGAGCUGAUCCCUACGUCCGUGUAUACUUGUUGCCAGAAAGGAAGUGGACAUGUCGUAAGAAGACUUCAGUGAAGCGGAAGACCUUGGAACCCCUGUUUGAUGAGACAUUUGAAUUUUUUGUUCCCAUGGAAGAAGUAAAGAAGAGGUCACUCGAUGUUGCAGUGAAAAAUAGUAGGCCACUAGGCUCACACAGAAGAAAGGAGUUAGGAAAAGUACUGAUUGACUUAUCAAAAGAAGAUCUGAUUAGGGGCUUUUCACAAUGGUAUGAGCUGACUCCAAAUGGACAGCCCAGAAGCUGAUGAUGAGAAUCCUUAUCAUUCACCUUUAUGUUAAAAUGUGUAUAUAUGUAUUUAUUUUUUCUUUUGGAUCAUGUACAUCAAACAAUGUCAUUUAAAUCAGAACAACCACUUGAAAUUAUAUACAUACAUUCUUGUGUAGAAUUUAACUGCAUGACUGAAUAGCAUAAGGAAGAGGUUAUUUAAAAGCAAGAACUACUUUUUUUGUUGGAUUUUUUUCAAGUCCAGAAAGAAAUGAUAUUUUUGUGCCUACUAAAUUAUCCAAAACCUCAGUGGUGAUUUUUCACUUUUAGUAGGUAAUUAUAUACCAUCUGAUUUAGGACUUGCCUGAAUAUAUGUAUGUACCAGAAAGUGUCCUGCCCCUGGCAUAGGAGCUGGGGCAGGUCUGUUUCUAGAGCCACUACCAGCAUUCCUGGGAGUGACUGGUUAAAGGGAAACAGAACUGCCAAGAGCUAACACUGCCAAAGCCCUUCUGGCUGCCACCUGUGGUACUUGUCUGCCUGGAGAUUUGUUCUUUUAUUUGACCUGGAGCUAAAAAUGUAUUUCCCCAGUGGCAAAAAUGUCAUGUAUUUAAAUACCUUGAGUUAAAUACUCUUGUGUGGUCUAAGGGCCAAAACUCCAGCAUAUAGCAUUAUUUCCAUAGGAAAA
Messenger RNA from Saimiri boliviensis boliviensis (Bolivian squirrel monkey), 3632 nucleotides. It is a transcript of the gene ESYT3, whose product is annotated as extended synaptotagmin 3. Gene Ontology annotation, cellular component: endoplasmic reticulum membrane. The record is from RefSeq and is a predicted model, not a curated record. Gene Ontology annotation, molecular function: calcium ion binding; phosphatidylcholine binding; phosphatidylinositol binding. Gene Ontology annotation, biological process: lipid transport. Lineage: Eukaryota; Metazoa; Chordata; Mammalia; Primates; Cebidae.